This is a messenger RNA of Brachypodium distachyon (stiff brome), 2857 nucleotides long. Its product is annotated as histone-lysine N-methyltransferase ASHR3. Bases 1383 to 2375 code for a protein of 330 amino acids. Gene Ontology annotation, cellular component: nucleus; chromatin. Lineage: Eukaryota; Viridiplantae; Streptophyta; Magnoliopsida; Poales; Poaceae. The transcript has 10 exons. Gene Ontology annotation, molecular function: protein binding; histone H3K36 methyltransferase activity. The record is from RefSeq and is a predicted model, not a curated record. Gene Ontology annotation, biological process: regulation of DNA-templated transcription.
UGAAACACAUGUGUGGAAAUAAUUGUUAGCGCCACUGUGUUUGGUGACUGUAGUCUGUCGUAUGCAUACAAUCACAGAUGUGUAUCAUGAAGGAAUUCAACAACUAAAUUAUGACGGAUGAACUGAUAAACAGAUGUGACUGUCUGAUGGCAGGGAACUCAAGAUACAUGCUGAAAAGAGAAAGGCGUUUGAGACAAAUAACAUGGAACUCCAUUAUGGCUAUCAUAUAAUUUUAGCUUCAUAAGCUCCCCAGUGAAAAAAAUUGAUAUGCUAGAUGGAUUUGGAUAUCACACAGAAAUUGGAGAGAAAACAAGUACUGUGACCAUCAUGUACAAAUCAGUGGAAUAACGACCAUCUUUGUCGGGACAUCGUCACACUAGGAAUUAUGACUGGAACUUCAUUUUGUAGGACAAUUGUCCUAAGGGCACAUAUUUGACUUUCCAAGUGUUGCUUGCAGACAGAAGACAGUGAAUAUUUAGGAAAAACGACACAGAAAUAUAAGUCAUGUUUAGCACAUAAAACAUAUGGACUGGAUGGAUAGUGGCAGCCAAGUCAUAUAUAUGCAGAGAGCACCUGGAGGAGUUUUAUCUCUAUGCAAUAAAAAGAAAAUAUGGCACACAGGAGGAACUACACGUCUUUUAAAUUAAGGUAGGAGAAAGGACUCAAACUCUUGAACUCAAAGACCGUGCGCCUAAUAAGUGCAUGCAAGAACAGACUGAUGAACUAUAGACAGCCUGAAGAAAUUGGAUUAUUUGAAGAGGCUAGAUAUUUUUAUGGAAUGUGAAUUCCUCCCAAGAGAACUCCUGUGUAUAUGCUCCUGGAAUGUUCCUGGACAACGAUGAUUUGACACCCUGUAUAGAACAAUUAUCCAUAUCAUCAUAUGUGAUCAUCCAACUCUGAUAGAACUGAAGGAGGUAAAUAUUGAGAGUUCUAUUAAACAGAAGUUUGGACCCAUUUCUUGCACUCAUGAUAUGUAGCUCUGAUAGCUGAUAAUUAUGGGGAAAACAUCUUGGACUACUCUAUAAGUCGUGUUAUAGGAGACAUCAAGGUGAUCAGGCCAUUGAAUCUUCGGUAUGAAAGUGCAAUCAGACUCUUAUUAGUUAUUACAAGAAUAGGUGAAAACUUUGUCGAGAAAUGAAGGAAGGAUGCCAAGUAACAUUUACAAUAGCACUCUGGUCCACAUGAAAUCUUCCGCAUAUAGGAUACUGAAAUCAGGUGACUGUAUCCACACAGUAUUGCUUUGGUGCAUACUCAGGAUGUCACUGGCCUGCUUUUAAUCAAUGUAUAUAAGGUAGUGUGAUGCCCUACUGAUUUUACUGAAGGAAGGAACCUUGAUAAUCAUUUGGAUAUAGGUUGAGUGCUUGAUUUGCUCGAAGAGUAUUAUGCCUGAUGAAAGGAUGCAGUGUUCAAGUAAUCGCUGCGAAGCAACCUUGCAUAAGGAUUGUUCUGAACAAUAUGAUGGAAGCUGCCCGCGGCAUGUAUGUUUUUACUGCAAAAGGGGAGCAUCUUUUCACCGUCUGAAACAUUUAAUGCCUGCAUGUACUCAAUGUUUUCUGCAAACGAACAGAAUGGCUGAGCCUGUUGAUCCUUCAAAGACAAUGAUAAGCUGUAGCAUUUGGCCAUCAACAAGCGAGGGUGCAGGUCUUGCACAUGGCAUUGAGGAAGCCUUCCGGCAAUUACCUCUCCCGUACACUGACCGAGAGUUCAAUAUUGACCCUAUUAAGACAGAGGAAUUGGAAAGUUUGACAAAACCACCUACAUAUGUUCUUCUGAAGCGUAAUGUUUAUAUUGUCAAGCAUAAAUGUGAUGGUGAUGCCAUUGAAGGUGGAUGCACUGAUUGUGACCCUCCUUUGGCCUGUAAAACAAUGUGCUCAUGCAGGUCUGUAUGGAUUAGCUGCUCUAGGGCCUGCAAAUGCUCAAAUGAAUGCACCAACAGGCCAUUUCGCAGAGAGAAACGGAUCGAGGUUGUUAAGACUCAGCAUUGUGGAUGGGGUGUUGUAGCACUGGAAAGCAUUCAGAAAGGUGAUUUUGUGAUAGAGUUUGUUGGAGAAGUAAUAGAUGACGUGACAUGUGAAGAAAGGCUCGAGGACAUGAAACGGCGUGGAGACCAAAAUUUCUACAUGUGUAAAGUCAAUAAAAACUUUGUGAUAGAUGCAACUUUCAGAGGAAAUGCUUGUCGCUUUCUUAACCACAGCUGUGAACCUAACUGUCAGUUGGAGAAAUGGCAAGUUAAUGGCAAGACAAGGCUAGGUGUUUUUGCUUCACAGGCUAUAGAAGUGGGGAAGCCCUUGACCUAUAGUUACAGAUUCAAACAACAUUUUGGUCCGCGGAUGGAAUGUCUCUGUGGGGCUGCAAACUGCCAAGGCAAGCUGUGAUACAUAAAGAUUGACCAAGGACAGGCACAUAACAGCAAGGUUCAAAGCAAUGGUAAAUAACAGGAAAUGGAAUGUACAGUGAAGAUUGAUUGAGCAGCACAUUUCUCUCUGUUCCAUCAGCUUAUCAAAACCGACGACCAUCAAUGCAUCAUAGAUAUAGCGCUUGCUUAGCUGCUGUCGUUUGUUCUGAUUUAGGAUGGAACUAGUGUUACCCACUGUUCUUUCAAGUGUACAGGUUUUACUAUGUACGUAGCAACUUACACAACAGAAUACCCACUGUUCUUUCAAGUGUACAGGUUUUACUAUGUACGUAGCAACUUACACAACAGAACCUACAAAUAUGGAAUGCAUUGACUGAUUAGCUGGAUCUUUUUAACUCAAAAGGUUCAGUUAAGUCAUUCUGGAUCGCAAAGUUGAAUCUUUGUGCUUUUCUCUGUAAAAUCAAGUCAGUUAUCAGCAAUCAACAAGCUGCAUGUAGUUCC